CAGUUUGUCUUACUGGAGUCACUGCCUAUUCAGAAAUGGCGCAAACCCUUAAAAUUAAAUGGAAGGCAGUACCAAAGAUUUAUGAAAAUGGUCCAGGCUUUGGGUACAACGUGAGCUACCGAAUAACCGCAUCGAAGUGGAAACACGAAUUAGUUUAUGGAAAAGAGUACAUACUAAUGAACAUGAGCGUCGAUGAGCAGUGGGCAAUUCAAGUGCAAAGCAUAAAUGCGAAGGGAAAUGGCCCAGAGUGCCCUAUUAAAAGAUCAGCAAGCGAAGCACCUACGGUGGCCCCAAAAUCGUUCAAGCAUAAGGAAAUUGGAUCCGACUACGUUUUGCUGAAAUGGGACUCAGUUCAUGGGCCGAUCGAGGGAUACAAGCUAAGCUAUUGGUACGAAGACGGGAGUAAGACACGCGUAAAACGCGCGGUUAGUUCGUGUGUGGGAGAAAAGAACGCGUGCGUAACCUUUAUCAAAAACGUAAUGACGACCCAAUACAGACAGGGAGACUUGCAACCAUUUAAGAACUACACCAUGUACUUGCAAGCUUACAACCAAAUUGGCCCGGGACCAAAAAGUAAUCAUAUUAAAGUGUCCACAAAGGAAGGAAAACCCGGAGUGGUACAUGACGUAAGCGUGACGUCAUACGGACGUUAUUUGCACGUGCAAUGGAAACCACCGAUCGAGGCUAACGGUAUUAUUGUUGGUUACCAACUAAGGAUCAAUAGCUCUUCCUUUACAGUAGGAAGUCGUGUUCUCGAAUAUUUAUUCAACAAGUUACAGCCCAAGACAGAGUACGUUGUGUUUAUAACCGCAGAAACAAACGCAGGCUCAGGAGAAGCCGUUUCAACUUCUGCCCGCACGACAGACAUGAGAACUCCGGCAGUGGCACGUCCACCAAUAGUUGAAGCCAUCGACGAAGAUAGUGUCAAUGUCACCUACGUUCCGAGCUCAAAGGAAGGCGGAUACCCGGAAAAAUUCUACAUUGUUUAUAAAGAAAAAGAAGAUGAUAAAAACUUAAAGGAUACGGAUGCCAUCGAAAUCAAAAAAAAUGGACAAAAAUCGUUCAUCCAGAUUAAUGAUUUGGACGAUACCAAAGUUUACUUGUUUGCAACUGUUGUCACCAACGGUGACUUGAAAAGCAACUGGAGUGAUUUUGCUGAAGGACGCACAAUUUCCAUAAGAGAACUAAAGGACGACAGCUCACCAAUAUACCGUGAAGUUUGGUUCUACAUCAUUCUUAUCCUCAUACUGCUGCUGUUGCUUCUCCUCCUAUUGCUUUUGUACCUUCGACGAAAACCUAAACAGACAUACAAUGUGAGUGAUCGAGAAAGAAAGCGUAAAGUAUAUGAUACACUUGAAAUGGGGGAUGAACAAACUUUCACGGAACCUGAAGUGACCUUUGCACCUCCACAAAGACAAAAUGCAAGCAAUGCUACUGUUCCACAAUACAAAGACCCCUUAUUGAAAGACAAUGACAGUUUGGAGGAAUAUGGUGGUUCUGAUGACGACUUCUAA
Xenia sp. Carnegie-2017 is the source of this 1514-nucleotide messenger RNA. Its product is annotated as fibronectin type III domain-containing protein-like. The record is from RefSeq and is a predicted model, not a curated record. Gene Ontology annotation, molecular function: protein binding. The transcript is spliced from 9 exons. The coding region runs from base 36 to 1514 and encodes 492 amino acids. Lineage: Eukaryota; Metazoa; Cnidaria; Anthozoa; Malacalcyonacea; Xeniidae.